AUGGAAAAAUGUGAACGAAUUCGUAGAAUGAAACAAUGCGUUGCUGAAAAAUUAGAUCUACGACUCAUUUUGGAUGAAUAUUCAUUUCUGAUACUAAAUGAAAUUGCACAAACAACUAAUGUUUCAAUAGAUUAUAUAUUUUUGACAGUGAUUGUUGCUCUUUGUCAUUGGACAAUGGGAGCUUCAUUAAAAGGUGCUCAAGCGUAUAAUACACCAUUGAUUCUUUUUGGAAUUUUAUGUGGAGGAAGUGGUAUGUUUGUAAUCUUUGAAAGUAGUUAA
This is a messenger RNA of Rotaria sp. Silwood1, 279 nucleotides long. The record is from the annotation of a GenBank genome assembly. Lineage: Eukaryota; Metazoa; Rotifera; Eurotatoria; Philodinida; Philodinidae.